UAACACUUCUCGCUGUCAUCUCUCUCCCUCUCUCUCGAUAAAUGUGAAUGUUUGAGCUUGCAAAAUCGUUAGAGAGAGAAAGAAAGAGAUCGUUACUCUGAUACAGAGAGAGAAACAGAGAGAGAGAGAGAGAGAGAGAGAGAGAGAGUCAGUCGAGGUGAGGAAAAGAGAUGGAGCUUUUACGGUUCAGAAGGGAAUAUACCGAGCAAAGCAACAGUGUCCACAUCCCUUUUCUAUCUGGUUAGAUUGAGAUUCCGAGGAGUCUGGAAGACUAAUUGGGUUCUUGGGGUUUGAAGCUAGUGGUGUGGUGGUCCAAAGAUUCCAAACAGGAUGAGAUAAAAAAAAAAAAAAAGAAAAAAAAGAAAAAAAAAAGGAGAUACUCUGUUUAUUCUGUAAUCCUAUAGGUCUUUUGAUUUCUGAAUUUGAAGAAGAGGGAAAAGUAAGUUCAUUUCUCAAGUAUAAAAAGUGUAAGAUCAAAUACAGGGAGUCAAUAUGAGUACAUUAGUUCGGUCUCUCCGCAAAGUACGAACUGCUAUAUGGCUUCAAGAAGGUGGCAGUUUCCUGAGUUCUUUAGCGAGGGGACAAAAACCUUUUCUCAAUUCAGUUCCUGUCAAUGUAUAUCGGCCACUGUACAAUAAUGGAAUUGAUAUAUACAAGCAUCACAUAAUUAUCUCAAGAGCUCAGCACAGCCCUGCUGUUAAAGAUACUAGUGGAGAUGCUGGACGAGCAGGUCCUCUUGUGGAGUAUGAGCGAAGAAUUGCUGCUCAGGAACUUGUAGAUGGUGACCUCUGCCAGGUUGUUACCUUAAAAGAGCUUCAAAGACUGUACGACGAUCUUGUUCAGUCUGCUGAUGCCUGUCGAUUGGAUCGGUAUGCUGCUUCUGAUAAAGCUGGGAGGAGUAGGUGGUUGUGGACCCGUUUCAGACCACAGUAUUCUUACUCACCUGUCAAAGGACUUUACCUCUUUGGAGGAGUGGGCACCGGAAAAACUAUGCUAAUGGAUUUGUUUUUUGACCAAUUGCCAUCUAAUUGGAGGAAGAAGCGAAUUCAUUUCCAUGACUUCAUGUUGAAUGUCCAUAGCCGCCUGCAAAGGCACAAGGGUGUUGCAGACCCACUUGAGGUUGUUGCAGGAGAGAUAUCAGAUGAGUCAAUUUUGUUAUGUCUUGACGAAUUUAUGGUGACUGAUGUUGCCGAUGCAUUGAUAUUAAACCGCCUCUUUAGACAUCUAUUCGGCAAUUCUGUUAUUCUUGUCGCUACUUCAAAUCGUGCUCCAGAUAACCUGUAUGAAGGUGGAUUGCAGAGAGCUCUUUUCUUACCAUUCAUAGCUACUCUGAAGGAAAGAUGUAUGGUUCACGAAAUCGAUUCUUCUGUGGAUUAUAGGAAAAUGACAUCUGCCGAACAAGGCUUCUAUUUUGUUGGAGAAGAGUUGUCGGGCUUUCUUAAACAAAAGUUUGAGCAGUUAAUGGGGGACCAUUCUGCCCAUCCACAAGAGGUGGAAGUUGUUAUGGGAAGGACAUUGCAGGUACCACUGGGAGCUAAUGGAUGUGCAUAUUUUCCUUUUGAAGAUCUCUGUGACAGACCUCUUGGGGCUGCAGACUAUUUUGGAUUGUUCAAAAAAUUCCAUACAUUGGCAUUGGAAGGUGUGCCGAUUUUUGGACUCCACAACAGGACAGCAGCAUACCGUUUUGUCACUCUAAUUGAUGUGAUGUAUGAAAACAAGGCCAGACUUCAAUGUACAGCUGAGGCGACUCCCUUUGAACUGUUUGAAAGAAUUGUUUCUGUCUCUGAUGCCAAUCACAUGGCACCCAGAACUUCUUCAAGAUCAAAGAAAAAUGAUGAUUUCGACCUUUGUGUAGACAAUGAAUUGGCAUUUGCAAAAGAUCGGACCAUCAGUAGAUUAACAGAGAUGAAUAGCAGAGAGUACUUAGAGCAACAUGCUGCCACAUUGACAGCGAGAAGCAAAUCUCAGUAGAAGCUACCAAAGAGGAUGUUAUUCAAUACUGAUACCAAGGAUUAUAACCCUGGGGUAUCCCAAGUGAUUCAUUUUCAUUGACAAUACUCAGUUAGAGGAUGAAAGCAUCACUCAGAGGAGAUGAUUCUUGUCCUGAAUAAGAUAUGAUUCCGGUAGCCUUGUCUGACCGAGGUGAUGCAUACUCUUAAUAAGAUUGUCAAAGUAACAGAUUAGUUGCCACUUGACAGUUAGGGUCAGCUUGGUAGAUAUCCCAUCCAGAUGGAUGUAUUGUUAGAACUGGUUUGCCAUUGGAAUAAGAAAUUGAGGCAAGACCAUGCCAUAACAAAUUGUGUAAAACACACCUGAGGUACCAAAUGUUUAUGUAAAUUAGCUUUAUGGUACCUAAUGUUUUAAAAAUUACAUUUGAGAUAUCCAAGCACAAUUGAUGUUAA
This is a messenger RNA of Macadamia integrifolia, 2402 nucleotides long. RefSeq names its product AFG1-like ATPase. The transcript is spliced from 15 exons. Gene Ontology annotation, molecular function: ATP binding; ATP hydrolysis activity. The record is from RefSeq and is a predicted model, not a curated record. Gene Ontology annotation, cellular component: mitochondrion; cytoplasm; chloroplast. Lineage: Eukaryota; Viridiplantae; Streptophyta; Magnoliopsida; Proteales; Proteaceae. The coding region runs from base 493 to 1971 and encodes 492 amino acids.